This is a messenger RNA of Gregarina niphandrodes, 1113 nucleotides long. RefSeq lists its product as hypothetical. The transcript has a single exon. NCBI's taxonomy places the organism in Eukaryota, Apicomplexa, Conoidasida, Eugregarinorida, Gregarinidae. The coding region runs from base 1 to 1113 and encodes 370 amino acids. The record is from RefSeq and is a predicted model, not a curated record.
AUGGACUCAUACCGUCUGGGUGUUGAGAGGAAGUGUAUGGGAUUGUACGAGGGUCCUAGUCCGUCAAAUGUGGGGUCGUUGCAGCCUGUGAGUUUAGUUGAAAAAAUUUGGGACAAGAUCCGUUCUGAAGAGACAUCUUCAGAAGUGAUAUCAUCCGAGGAUCCAGAGCCGAAUACUUUACUGGUAGGGAAUGCAUUAUGGUGGACGUCAUUUCAAGGACCACAUCCGUGUUCGGCGAAACGUUUUCUUUUGCCUCAAUUGAAGCAGUUAUUAGUGAACGGAGGUGUUGCUAGGAGGGAUGAGUAUAAGUCGGCGAUAUUGCGAUAUAAGAUUGGAUGUGAGUUGUUUACCAGAAUUAUAGACGUUAAUGACUGGCAUGAUAUGAUAUUUAACACGUGUGUUGUCGGAGGUAUUGAGAACGAAACAAUGUUUUAUAAUGGUUUCACAGGUACUACAGGAGGUACCAAGAACGUGUUAUACUCCGAGCUAACACGUGCUCCUACUAUCCCACCCGAAUUUUGUAAUCAUUUAUCCGUGUGGACUACACGACUUCUUAAAGGAGAAUUGGGUACGGAAUAUCUACAACAGAAGUACAUGCUUAUGAUAUCAACACAAGAAAAAAAGACUGUACUUACUCAUACACUACUUCUAAUUGUAAAUCAACUUCUCAGAGAUCGUAUGACCAGUCGCGUUCGAAAACGGACCAACAGUUUGGUAACUACAACCGUCGACCGUUCAGCCGGCACCUUGGAAGCCAGAAGUCCCAAGGCUAAAAAGGCCGCAGACCUCCAAGACUUAAUCCGCUAUGAUGAACCGGAUAUCCAGGAAGUACUACACUAUGUAUACCAACAUUGGGGAAGUGAGUUCGGAGAUAUCUUCCCGGAAUCUGUAUCCAUCUUCAACCCAAUCAAAAACCUCUGCUGGCUCUGGGUCACUCAGGAACUAGACCAAAUCUCCUGGGCUCUUAUCAAUGCCGCCACCAAAUGUACUGUUGCCAUUGCUCACCGACUUGGAAAAACCAACAUCAUUCAACAACUACAAGAUCUUGUCGGAUCCGAUCGAAUCAACAAUAAGAUACACUGGCUCAACACUGUGACCAGAAGACCCUCAUAA